AUGUGGGACAAGAUCAUGAACAGAAUCCUGCUAUGGAUCAGUGUCAGUGUGGAAAACAGUCACAACCAAGCCAGACCAAUGACUGUGCCUUUUGAUAUUGGCUAUCAAGAGGCAGGAGAACAGAGAUCCAAUGGUCAGACAAUGGAAGACAACUGUGAUGACCCUUUAGCAUCUCAGCUCUCUCCAAUGGCCUUUUCCAGUUCCUCUGAUCUCUCUGGAGCUCCCCACACAGCACAGCUCAACAGGCGAGUUGGAACUGGUGGUUGGUCCCCAGCCAAUUCCAGUGCCCAACAGUGGCUCCAGAUGGACCUGGGAAACCGAGUGGAGAUUACAGCGGUGGCCACGCAGGGAAGAUAUGGCAGCUCUGACUGGGUGACGAGCUACAGCCUGAUGUUCAGUGACACGGGACACAACUGGAAGCAGUACAGGCAAGAAGACAGCUUGUGGACCUUCGCGGGGAACGUGAAUGCUGACGGCGUGGUGCACCACAAGCUGCCACACUCCGUGACAGCCCGCUUUGUUCGCUUUGUGCCCUUGAGGUGGAACCCAAGUGGGAAGAUUGGCAUGAGGGUCGAGGUUUAUGGAUGCUCCUACAAAUCCGACAUUGCCGACUUUGAUGGCCGGAGCUCGCUGCUCUACAGGUUCAGUCAGAAGCUGAUGAGCACUCUCAAAGACGUCAUCUCCCUCAAGUUCAAGAGCCUGCAAGGAGAUGGGGUCCUGUUCCAUGGAGAGGGUCAGCGCGGAGACCACAUAACCCUGGAGCUCCAGAAGGGAAGGCUCGCCCUGCAUCUAAACUUAGAUGACAGCAGCAAGGCCCGGCCCAGCAGCAGCCCGCCAGCAGCCGCCCUGGGCAGCCUCCUCGAUGACCAGCACUGGCACUCGGUCCUGGUUGAGCGGGUGGGCAAGCAGGUGAACUUCACCGUGGACAGGCACACACAGCACUUCAGGUUCAAGGGCGUGGCUGAUUCCUUGGACAUCGACUAUGAGCUUAGUUUUGGAGGAAUUCCAGUACCAGGCAAACCUGGGACCUUUUUAAAGAAAAAUUUCCAUGGAUGUGUUGAAAACCUGUACUACAAUGGAGUAAACAUAAUUGACCUGGCUAAAAGAAGAAAACCUCAGAUCUACACAGUGGGCAAUGUCACGUUUUCCUGCUCUGAAGCACCCAUCGUUCCCAUCACGUUUGUCAACUCAAGCAGCAGUUACUUGCUGCUGCCCGGCACCCCGCGACUCAAUGGGCUCUCAGUGAGUUUCCAGUUUAGAACGUGGAACGAGGACGGGGUGCUUCUGUCCACGGAGCUGUCCGAGGGCUCAGGGACCCUGCUGCUGAGCCUGGAGGGUGGCAUCCUGAGGCUCCUCCUCCAGAAAACCACUGAGCACAUCACAGAGAUCCUCACAGGCAGCAGCUUGAAUGAUGGCCUGUGGCAUGCGGUCAGCAUCAGCGCCAGAAGGAGCCGCGUCACUCUCACUCUGGAUAAUGACGCAGCAUCCCCGACUCAAGACACUGCCCCGGUGCAGGUCUAUUCUGGAAGUAGUUACUACUUUGGAGGAUGCCCCGACCAUCUCACCGAGUCCCAAUGUCUCAGUCCCGUUAAGGCUUUCCAAGGCUGCAUGAGGCUCAUCUUCAUUGAUAACCAGCCCAAGGACCUCAUUUCAGUUCAGCAAGGUGCCCUGGGGAAUUUGAGUGGUUUACACAUUGAUCUGUGUAGCAUCAAAGACAGGUGUUUGCCAAACUACUGUGAACAUGGAGGGAGCUGCUCCCAGUCCUGGUCCUCCUUCCAUUGUAACUGCAGUGGAACAGGCUACACUGGUGCUACCUGCCAUGACUCCAUCUAUGAACAGUCCUGCGAGGUGUACAGGCACCAAGGGAACACAGCUGGAUUCUUUUACAUCGACUCCGAUGGCAGCGGGCCCCUGGCACCUCUCCAGGUGUACUGCAACAUCACUGAGGACAAGAUCUGGACAACAGUGCAGCACAAUGCAGAGCUGACACACGUGCGGGGCUCCAGCCCUGAGAAGUCCUACACCUUGACCUUGGACUACGGCGGCAGCAUGGAGCAGCUGGUGGCUCUGAUCGACAGCUCAGAGCACUGCGAGCAGGAGGUGGCUUACCACUGCAGGAGGUCUCACCUGGUCAACACAGCAGAUGGAGCACCAUACAUCUGGUGGAUUGGGCGGUCCAAGGAGAGGUACCCGUACUGGGGAGGGUCCCCUCCUGGUUUCCAGCAAUGUGAAUGUGGCCUGGACCAUAGUUGCCUGGACAUUCCACACUUUUGCAGCUGUGACAUGGACAAGGAUGAGUGGACACAUUAUACUGGCUUUCUCUCCUUCAAAGACCACUUGCCUGUUACUCAGAUGAUCAUCACUGAUACCAACAGAUCCAACUCAGAAGCUGCUUGGAGAAUCGGCCCCUUGCGAUGCUAUGGUGACAGACAUUUCUGGAAUGCCGUCACAUUUGGCACAGAAGCCUCUCACCUCCACUUCCCAGCCUUCCACGCGGAACUCAGUACUGACAUUUCUUUCUUCUUUAAAACCACAACUUUGUCUGGAGUUUUCCUGGAAAAUCUUGGCAUGAAAGACUUCAUUCGACUUGAAAUGAGUUCUCCUUCCGAGGUCACUUUCGCCAUUGAUGUUGGAAAUGGCCCCGUAGAGCUCAUUGUCCAGUCUCCUUCUUCUCUGAAUGACAACCAGUGGCACCGUGUCUGGGCUCAGAGGAACCUCAAGGAGACCUCACUGCAGGUGGACAACCUCCCCCCGAGCACCAGAGAGACUGUGGAGGACGGCCAUUUCCGACUGCAGCUCAACGGCCAGUUGCUUGUAGGAGGAACAUCAUCGAGACAGAAAGGCUUCCAAGGAUGUAUCCGCUCCUUACGUGUGAAUGGGCAGAACCUGGACCUGGAGGAGAGGGCCAGGGGCACGUCUGGAGUCAGGCCCGGCUGCCCAGGCCACUGCAGCAGCUAUGGCAGCAUCUGUCACAAUGGGGGCAGGUGUGUGGAGAGGCACAGAGGCUACCUGUGUGACUGCACCAGCUCACCGUACGAAGGGCCCUUUUGCAACAAAGAGGUUUCUGCUGUUUUUGAAGCUGGAACAUCGGUUACUUACAUGUUUCAAGACCCUUACCCCAUGACCAAGAACCUCAGUCUGCCAUCUUCAGCUGUUUACACAGAUACAGCGCCAUCCAAGGAAAACAUUGCUCUUAGCUUCGUGACAGGCUGGGCACCCAGCCUCUUGCUCUUCGUUGAUUAUCCUUCUCAGGACUUCCUGGCUGUUCUGCUCUGCAAGAAUGGAAGCUUACAGAUUCGCUAUCAGUUAAGCAAGGAAGACACCCACGUAUUCACCAUUGACGUAGAGAACUUUGCUAACAGAAGGAUGCAUCACUUGAAGAUAAACCGAGAGGGGAGAGAGCUUAACAUUCAGGUGGAUCAGCAACUCCUGCUCAGCUAUAACGUCUCCCCAGAAGCCAAGCUCAGUACCAGCAGGUCCUUGACCCUGGGCAAAGUCACAGAGCGCCUCAGCUUGGACCCUGAAGUUGCUAAGGCUAACGCCUUGGGUUUCCUUGGGUGUCUGUCUUCAGUCCAGUACAACCACAUAGCACCGCUGAAGGCAGCCCUGCGUCAUAGCACCACUGCUCCUGUGACUGUCCGAGGGACCUUGGCAGAAGCCAGCUGUGGCUCCAUGCUGGAUUCUGUUGUCAAUGCAGUGACCACAGAGCAUUCUUCAUCAGAUCAUUUUGGGAAAGCAGAUGAGCAGGAACCCCUCACCAAUGCAGUUCGAAGUGAUUCGGCAGUCAUUGGAGGGGUCAUAGCUCUGGUGGUAUUCGUCAUCCUCUGCAGCACUGGUGUCAUGAUCCACUUCCUACACCAACACAAGAAAUCCCAUCGCACAAGACAGAUGAAAAAGGAAUAUCCUGAAAAUUUGGACAGCUCCUUCAGAAAUGAAAUUGUGGUGCAGAACACAGCAAAGGAAUGUAAACGAGACUAUUUCAUGUGA
Messenger RNA from Ochotona princeps (American pika), 3987 nucleotides. RefSeq names its product contactin-associated protein-like 5. The record is from RefSeq and is a predicted model, not a curated record. Lineage: Eukaryota; Metazoa; Chordata; Mammalia; Lagomorpha; Ochotonidae. Bases 1 to 3987 code for a protein of 1328 amino acids. The transcript has 24 exons.